Messenger RNA from Colletotrichum scovillei, 2047 nucleotides. Its product is annotated as putative alcohol dehydrogenase. Gene Ontology annotation, molecular function: oxidoreductase activity, acting on NAD(P)H. The coding region runs from base 699 to 1814 and encodes 371 amino acids. The transcript has 2 exons. NCBI's taxonomy places the organism in Eukaryota, Fungi, Ascomycota, Sordariomycetes, Glomerellales, Glomerellaceae. The record is from RefSeq and is a predicted model, not a curated record.
GCGGUGUUGUAACCGGAAGAACUGAAUAAGACCAACAGGUAUACAAUCCUGCCCCGGUGUGGGACCGAACUUUUCCGACCUCACCCCCAAAGCCCAGGAUAAGACACAUUGGGGCGUGUGCAUACGAUGCGUAAGCGAGAUCAGUACCUUGUAAGGUUAGCAAGCAAGCAUCAAAGCCUGAUACAAAGUUGAUUUGUACGAUUGACAAGCCGUGAGGUUUGCUCGAGGUGGAUGCUUGAUUCGCUUCACCAAGCAUCAGGAGCGGCGCUGGAUGACCGACCCCCCGUCGUUCCAUCCGCCUCGGCGAGAGGGCUGAGCAUAGGUCGAGUCAUAAGGAGGCACCGGCAAACCAAAAGUCCUGACAAGAUAUGGCGCAAUGCACGGGCAUACGAAUCCGUCGAAGGCAACGAUGGAACCUAGUAUAGUGCCUCGCCAGGGUAUUUGCGCCUCUCAUCGAGAAACCCUGCAGGCGCUUGGGACUUGAGAGAGAGGCGGAAAGAGCUGAUCUCACCAGAGGAGGCGCUCCAUGAACAUCUGCUCUUUGGUCAGCUUUUACAGACCUCUUCUCAGACCUACGAGCAUUCCUUCUAGUCUUCAACUUCGCAAUCCCAUCAUCUCUUUUACCGUGGAUCAUAUUACCUCUACUACUUCAUUCUCAACCAUCUCAGUGCCUUUCCUCUCAUUUGAGCCCAUCGACAAUGGCGAUACAGAAAUUGAACAACGGCAACAUGCCGCCAGCUACGCAAAAGGCGCUGAAAGUCCAAGGGGCAGGGAGUGUCGAAUUGCAAGAUGCCUGUCCUGUGCCACAGCCAAAGAUUGAUGAGGUCUUGGUGAAGGUCGUCUGCAUUGGCAUCAACCCGUUUGACUGGAAAUCACUGGAUAUGUCACCAUCCCCAGGCUCAACUUGGGGCUGUGACUUUUCUGGGCAGGUCGUUUGUGUCGGGACAGAGUGCAAGAAGCACUUCAAGCCCGGUGAUCGAGUUGCAGGCGCAUCUCCGGGCAACAGCGCUGACGACCCUCACAACGGUGGAUUUGCCGAGUAUGUGAGCGUCCCAGAAGCUUUGUUAUUCGACAUACCUUCUUCGAUGGGCUUUGAAGAAGCUGCCACACUAGGGUGCGGUAUGCUCACCAUCGGUCUGUCUCUAUACCACGUCAUGAAGCUCCCAUUGCCGCACGCCAACAAAGCCUCUGGUGACGGCGAGCCUCAGUAUGUGCUUAUUUACGGUGGCGGAACCGCGACGGGCACGUUGGCCAUUCAAGCCGCGAAGCUUUCAGGCAUGAUCCCUAUCACGACCUGCUCGCCACACAACUUUGAGCGGGUGAAGUUGCUCGGUGCCGCACAAGUGUGGGACUACCAUUCGCCGUCCUGCGCUUCCGACAUACGCGCUUUCACAAACGACCGUCUGACGUACGUGCUUGACUGCAUCACUGACAGCGGGAGCAUGAAGAUCUGCUACGGGGCCAUCGGAAGCGAUGGUGGCCGAUAUGUGGGCCUCGACCAGUUUCCCAUCCGUGGGCAUACGCGUCGCAACGUGCGUCCUGACUGGAUCAUCUCCUGGACGGUUCUCGGCAAGCCGAUCAACUGGAAAAAGCCAUAUCGACGAGAUGCUAAGCCAAAGGACAAGGCAUUCGGGGAGCUUUGGGGGCCGAUCACUCAGCGGGUGUUGGAUGCGGGUGAUAUCACGACGCACCCCAUCGAAGUGAGCGACGAGGGACUUGCAGGGGUUGCGAAAGGAGCCGAAAGGGUCAAGUUAGGGAAAGCAGGUGGAAAGAAGUUGGUGUACCGCGUAGCUACGCCCGUAGCAGUCGCAUGAUCGACAGAGGAGUGCCAUCUUCUCGGACCGGGAAACAAGAGUCUGUACCGAGUUAGCUGUGGGUUUGUAGCAAUUGAAAGUCUUCCAUAAGCACUAUCAAGCGCCGAUUGUUCCUCGGGCAAUAAGACGUGAAUGGAUGCGGUCUCACUAGGAUGGCGUCAACAAGUUCUGGAAGACAUCCUGGCCAGCAUGGGACGAGGGGGUGUCGUGAUGAGAAGAAAGGCGAUGAUGGG